AAUUCCCUUGGCAGAGAAGCGACAUCUGCUACUGUGGGACAACGACAUCGCGUACCGGAAAGGAUCAACGAAGAUCUGGGUACCUAAUUACCCUCCAUUACGCCAGUUACUACUCGAAGAAUACCACGGCGUCCUAUAUGCGGGACACUUCGGUAGCAACAAGACGCUCACCGGUAUCGCCAAACACUACUACUGGCCCCACAUGGCAGAUGACGUGCAGAAAUUCGUUACCUCGUGCACUACAUGUCAGCGGAUGAAGAGCAGCAAACAGAAAAAGGUGGGUCUACUACAGCCUCUUCCUGUCCCAGAACAGCCAUGGCAAGUGGUAAGCCUAGACUUCAUCACCGGGCUACCAACUACCACAAGCGGUCAUAACGCGAUCCUCGUCGUCAUUGACAAGUUCUCCAAAAUGGGACACUUCAUCCCGACACACACGACAGCACGCACCGAGGAGACGGCACAACUCUUUAUUCGCUACAUCAUCUCACAACAUGGCAUCCCAACCACACUCAUCUCCGACCGAGACCCUAAGUUCACCAGCAAAUUUUGGAAAGAACUGAUGUCUCUACUCUCAACCAAACUCGCCAUGUCAUCCGCCUACCAUCCGCAGACAGAUGGACAGACCGAGCGCCUCAACCAAAUUGUGGAGCAACUCCUCCGCGCAGCCUGCAAGGACGACAUCUCCAAAUGGGACUUGCAUCUGCCCGUCCUGGAGUUUGCCUACAACAAUGCUACUCACGCCGCUACUGGACAGACACCGUUUUCUCUGUUACGGACACCACCCACUCACACCUCAACAGCCAAACAUACCAGCCACAGUCCAACCCGCUCAUGAUUUCAUCACGACAAUGCACA
Molecule: messenger RNA, 855 nt
Organism: Closterium sp. NIES-67
Lineage: Eukaryota; Viridiplantae; Streptophyta; Zygnematophyceae; Desmidiales; Closteriaceae
Source: the annotation of a GenBank genome assembly